This is a messenger RNA of Diachasmimorpha longicaudata, 3503 nucleotides long. RefSeq names its product transient receptor potential cation channel protein painless-like (gene pain). Bases 800 to 3460 code for a protein of 886 amino acids. The transcript is spliced from 2 exons. Gene Ontology annotation, biological process: monoatomic ion transport; transmembrane transport. NCBI's taxonomy places the organism in Eukaryota, Metazoa, Arthropoda, Insecta, Hymenoptera, Braconidae. Gene Ontology annotation, molecular function: protein binding; monoatomic ion channel activity. The record is from RefSeq and is a predicted model, not a curated record. Gene Ontology annotation, cellular component: membrane.
GCAACUCCAGAGUCCCUCUUUACCUCGUUUCGCUAAAAAAAACCAUCGGUUAUUAUCAAUAAUCGUUCUGAGAUCAAUAUUCAUCUAUUUGCAUAUUCAAAUUCCUUCGGACGAUGGAAAGGACAGGCAGAUUGCUAAUCGAUGCUAACAAUAGCCGCAAAUAUUUUUUUCAAUCAUUAACUGUCGAUUAAUGAGAAAAUUAAUUUAACGUAUGAUUAUACAUGAGUUAUAGUAUUGAAAGGUCUAGGAAUCAGUGCAAUUUUUUUGAAGCUCAUUCCCACCUCGUAGUGUAAAACUGCUAUCGACGUUUAGAAGUACAAAUACAAGUAUUAAAUUGACACUUCUUCGUCAGCUAUUUCGUGCAUGUAACUAAUCCAGUUUAUUCAACUAUUAUAUGAGCAAAAAUAAACUAAAUGAAAUUUUCAAAAACAAAGAGACAUAUCCUAAUUAUAAGUGUUACAAAAUCUUGUCAACAACAUUUGAAAUAAUUUUUGUUCCACAAAGAGUUUAUCAGGGGUUUAUCAUUAGAAAAACUCUUGUGAAGAUCUUGAUAAUGUGAACAACCGAAUACUGAAAGCCAGCGUUCAACCGUGACUGCCCCCACUCUUGUAUUCAUACAAGUGGAAGAGGAACAUCGAGGGAGAAGAAAGGAGAAUGAAAAAGACAGACACAAACGGGAGGCAUGAUGACCGCUGUGUAGUGGUUUCAGUCUGGUCACCACCAAUGGUCUCACAACGUGAAAUUCUUUCCAACAUUAGUUGAUAAUCCGCAUCUGUACCACAGGUGACAAAUUUGAAAAAUGCAACCAGAAGAGGAGCUCUUCCAAUUGAACACUCUCCGCACCGAGAAUCCGAGCCUUUAUAAGAUCCUCCUAGAGAGCCUUCUCGCCAACCACUACGCCGUCUUCAAAAGUCUCCUACAAAAGGGCCUGCGUAAGCAUCCCCCAAGUAUCACCAUAGACUAUUGCUAUCCCUACCCCACCAACAAAACCCUCCUCGACGUAGCCAGCAGCGAAGGUCGCUUGGACUUUGUGAAACUCCUCCUCGACCUCGGUGCAUCCCCAAAUCGCAUAAACGAAUCCCACAACCGCGCCCCAAUUCACUUCGCCACCGAAUCGGGUCACCAUGACAUCAUCCUCGCCCUCCUCGAUGACCCAAGGACAAAUCCGAAUUUGGAGGUGGGUCGGGAAACUGCCCUUCACUUUGCGGUGAAAAAUAACGACAGUAAGUGUGCCAAGGUGUUGCUGGAGAAUAAUUCCAGUCCAAAUGUGCCAAACAACAGGGGAAUAACGCCCCUCCACUCCGCGGCAAAUGCCUCCAAUCGAGAAAUGGUGGAGAUAAUUCUGAAUCAUUCUCGACUCGCUCCGGACGUUGACACCUUUCGGGACUUUCGCAAGCGAUCAGCCAGAGAAAUCCUCAACGAGAAAUUUCCAGAUUUGUCACUUCCUCCGCCAGGUGAGAAGCCCGUGGACUUCAACACCCUGAGAUUCUACCUAGAUGCCAACGACGAGUACCACUUCCUCGAAAAGCUCAAGUCCCUGGAGGAGGAGGAGGAGGGAUCCCCAAGACUGGACGGUGAAGACAAACUGAUUGUAAUAGCAGCGGAGCGAAACCUAAAGGUCGCUGUCGGUGAGCUGCUGCGACGAAGGGAAGUUGGCAGUGUCCCUCGAGCAGCUCUGGAAGCAGUCGUGAGGAGGGGCCACCACGAUAUCCUCCAGGACUUCCUGAAGACAGGAGUUAAAAUAGAGAAUGAAGUGUUGAUGAUUGCCUGCCAGGAGCUAGGAGUUCCCUGCAGAUUCGGUAUCGAGCAGCAGUCGAGGAUAAAGUGCCUAAGGCUUCUCCUAGAGUACCCGGAUGUGCAAGUUCGAAUUGAAGAUGAAAAGGGCAACUCUCCUUUGCAUUAUGCGGCUAGAGCAGAAGAUCCGGAAGCGGUGGACCUUCUCCUGAAAGCCGGUAGCUUCAUAGGCCAUGCAAAUGCCUUCGGGGUACCCCCCAUUGCUCAUAUGUCUCCAAAAGUUCUAGAAGAUCACCUGGACUCGUGUUUACGAAGUAAAAGUGAUAAAACUGAUGAUUAUGAGAUUGAGUUCGAUUACAGAUGCCUCAUGCCACACACGGUGAUCAGCCACGAGGAAGCCACGCAAACUCUUCUACCGAAGCGUUCGCGAAUGAUGAGAAAACCGACGCACUCUGCGGAGAUGGAGACGUUGUCCUACAUGUCCAAGAAUUCUUCGUUGAAGCACCUUUUGAAGCACCCCAUCAUCUCCUCUUUUCUCCAUCUGAAGUGGCACAGGAUACAAUACAUUCUCUACGCCAACUUCGCUUUCUACGUAUUCUUCUACAUUUUCAUCAACUGCUACAUCCUUGUCCUGAACUAUAAGCCAGUCACCCCCGUGAACACGAGCGCCAAUGGCCUAAACUCAUCAAGAAUUGUCUUGAGGAGUGAAGAACAUCUGGACGGCCUCUGGAGUCUCACAGCAAUUUUCCUAAUAGGUCUAAUGAUCCGAGAAGUCCUUCAGAUGUUAUCUUCGCCCAAGCACUACAUCAUGAACUUCGAGAACUGCCUCGAGGUAAUUUUGAUAGCUCUGGCUGCUGCUGUUCUCGGUGGAGCUGGUAAACAGGUUGGGGCGCUUGUCAUUCUCCUGUCAGCGUGGGAGCUUGUCAUCCUUAUUGGACAACAUCUCAAAAUGUCCACAGGAAUCGAAAUGUUUAAGACUGUUACCUGGAACUUCCUGAAGUUUUUCUUUCUUUAUGCGUUUUUGAUUCUAGCUUUUGCACUGGCUUUUGUUACUCUCUUCAAGGACAUUGGGGAUGACAAUUUCUCAGAUCCUGGACACGCCCUUUUUAAGACUAUCAUCAUGCUUACUGGAGAAUUCGAUGCCUCUGAUAUUCCGUUUGUGUCUAGGCCUGGUUUGAGUCACGCCAUCUUUAUUCUCUUCGUAUUUCUGAUUGCAAUCGUUUUAUUCAAUCUCUUGAAUGGUCUCGCUGUCAGUGACACUGUUGACAUCCUCGGUAAGGCCGAGCUCGUGGGCCUCAUCUCCAGGACUGAACUUGUCGCUUAUGCAGAGAGUGUUGCUGUGGGUUCUAGGUUCAAGUCCAGGAGAUCGUGCUUUUCAUGUCCGAGAAAGGGGAUGGAUAUUUUGGGAUUUGUCAGCAGAACAUUAUUGCUAUUUCCGAGGUACUUGGUGCUUGGAAAACUCGGGGUCAAACCUUAUAGGGGGAAUGAGAUCACGUUUAAGGGCGUCCAGGACCCGAGAAGGAGCUGCAGGGGGCUGACGAUGGACUCUCUGAUUGUUAAUAGGGCGAGGGACAUUCUAAGGAAUAGAAGUAAAGUUAGUGAGCAUCAGACGCUGAUGGAGGAGUUGGAGAUCAUUAAGAGUUGCUUGAUGAGACUGGAGGGAAGCUUCAAAGCGGUGUUGAGGGCUGGUGAGGCGCCAGUAGAGGAAGAUACUGAUGGAAAUUGAACCUUGUUCAUGUGUUCUUUUAAUAACCAGUGAUAAACGAAAU